Molecule: messenger RNA, 799 nt
Organism: Linum tenue
Lineage: Eukaryota; Viridiplantae; Streptophyta; Magnoliopsida; Malpighiales; Linaceae
Source: the annotation of a GenBank genome assembly
CCUUCUCCGCGUCGUCGACUCUUUUUCUCUCUCCCCAGGAUCUAACAAACGAAGGAGCCAAAGAAACAACCUUUCCCCGAUCGAUCUCCUCCUCUCUCUGUCUCUAUCGAAUUUGAUCGCUGCGUGUCGGAAGAAAGAAACAUUGUUGUUGGAGAACAACAACAUCGAGAAAACGGGAUGUCGGGGAAAGGCGCCAAAGGAUUGAUGGCUGGGAAAGCCGCGGCUCAAUCCAAAGACAAAGACAAGAAGAAGCCUACCUCUCGUUCUUCUCGCGCCGGCCUUCAGUUCCCUGUGGGACGAAUCCACCGCCUCCUGAAAUCAAGGGUCACAGCUCAUGGGAGAGUUGGUGCAACAGCGGCAGUCUACUCUGCAGCAAUCUUGGAGUACCUGACUGCGGAAGUGCUGGAGCUGGCUGGUAAUGCGAGCAAGGAUCUGAAAGUUAAACGUAUAACGCCUAGGCAUUUGCAACUAGCAAUCCGUGGAGACGAAGAGCUUGAUACCCUCAUUAAAGGAACCAUAGCUGGAGGUGGUGUCAUCCCUCACAUUCACAAGUCUCUAAUCAACAAGUCUGCCAAGGAAUGAAUUGAAACCUGAAAAGAAAAGGCCAUUCAUUUAUAGGAUUAGUUUAUUCGAGUCCAUCUGUAUUCUAAAGAUUCUUCCAUUGGUGGGUUCCGGGUUUGGUUUGAGUGUACAUUCUGCUUAAAAACUCGGAUUGAUGAUAGUUAAUUGAUACAAACCUUCCUUUGAUCUGAUUAUUUAGAAUGCCGACUUGCUACUUGUCCCAGUACUGUAUGAUUGG